AUGGGACAGCUCGGCGACCUAUCGCCUGGGGGAAGUGUGGCUAUUGGGAUAUUAGUAGGACUCAUCUCCACGAGUGUUCAAAGUCUCGGUUUAACCCUCCAACGCAAAUCACAUAUUCUAGAAGAUGAGAAAGGGGCACAUCAUGUUCGAAGGCCGCCGUAUAGAAGGAGAAGAUGGCAGCUGGGCAUGGGCAUGUUUAUCAUAUCGAAUCUUGUGGGCAGCACGAUCCAAAUAACAACUUUACCUCUACCUGUAUUGUCAACUCUACAAGCCUCGGGUCUGGUCUUCAAUUCUAUUUGCGCAACUUUGAUACUUGGAGAACCAUUUACAACAUGGUCUUUGGGGGGAACAUUAUUGGUUUCGACAGGAGCGAUUUUGAUUGCUAUAUUUGGGGCUAUUCCAGAGCCGGCUCAUUCGCUGGAUCAACUACUAUUACUUCUCGGACGACGAACUUUUGUUAUUUGGAUGAUAAUGCAGACUUUAUUGGUUGCGGGAAUAGUCGCUCUGGCAUGGUUUCUGGGGAGAGUUCCAAGAAUCUCUGCAAGUCCUCGAAUCCGACUCCUUAGAGGAUUGGCAUAUGGAUGUAUUAGUGGAGUAUUGUCAGCCCACUCUUUAUUGGUAGCCAAAUCAGCAGUCGAACUGUUGGUCCGAACGAUUGUUGAUCGACACAACCAAUUCGAUCGAUGGCAAUCAUGGGCUAUUCUCUUUGGCCUCGUCUUCCUGGCUCUCACACAACUAUACUUCCUGCAUCGCGGUCUCAAAUUGGUAUCCACCAGUGUGCUAUAUCCACUGGUAUUUUGCAUCUAUAACAUCAUAGCCAUUCUCGAUGGCCUCAUAUAUUUCAAACAGACUGAUCGACUACCUGCCCUACACGCAGGACUAAUUGCUCUUGGAACGGCCAUUCUACUAUCUGGCGUCCUAGCUCUCUCUUGGCGUCUCAACGAAGAACAAACUCAACCAGCUGUAGCCCAAAGUGCGCUUGCCCCCGGCCUCGGCCUCGUCGAAGAUACUGAUAACGAUUCUUCAGAAUCCUACACCGCAGAUGAAGAAGCCGCCAUCACAACUGAACAUCAAGCCCUGCUAAGCGACGAGCCCAUGACUCCGACCACUAAACUCGAUACGAUUAUUGGGGCAACAAGACAUGUAAGGAAAGCAGUUCGUCUUUCAGAAGUAGAUGAGAUUUGGGGUGAAUUAGAAGAUGAUGAUGCGAAAUCAACGCCUACAAGACCAAGGGCGAAGAGACCAAACUUUGCAUCGACAUUCCCUAGAAGCUCGAAUUAUGAUGAGGAAGCAAGGGUGGACUCGCCUAUUCCAGAUGAAAAUACAUCACUUCUUCAGCGGGAAGUAUCUUUUUAUCGUAGAAAAAGAAGACGUUCAACGGGUUUCCCAGGCUUUACAGCUCGUCCUACACCGAGGAAACGUCGUUCUAUGAGAUCAGAAAGUCAAGAUGCGACGGGUGGGUGGUGGAAGAUGAAAUGGUGGAGAGAUAGAGAUGGGAGUAAUGGGAAAGGCCCUCCUCCUUCUGGUGGUGAUGGGGGUGGGGGUACAGGUACGGGAUUGGGAAUCGGAGGGAUAGGUGGGUCGGACGCUGGUCCUUCAGGAACCGGGACGGGUAGUUAG
Molecule: messenger RNA, 1620 nt
Organism: Botrytis fragariae
Lineage: Eukaryota; Fungi; Ascomycota; Leotiomycetes; Helotiales; Sclerotiniaceae
Product: putative duf803 domain-containing protein
Exons: 2
Coding region: 1-1620 (539 amino acids)
Biological process (GO): magnesium ion transport
Cellular component (GO): membrane
Molecular function (GO): magnesium ion transmembrane transporter activity
Source: RefSeq, a predicted model, not a curated record